AUCUAAAUAUUGGGAAGCCCUUUUCUGCAGGUAAUCGAUGAUAGCCGCUGCAGUGAACCUGUCAGUCAGCUGGGGUAGGUGGGGUUACAUUACAGGAAGCCAAGAUGGCUGACUUUGAGGAGCUGCUGUCAGAUGAAGAGAAGGUCCGCAUAGCGGCCAACUUUGUGACUCAUGCUCCACCUGGAGAGUUCAAUGAGGUCUUCAAUGAUGUUCGGCUUCUUCUCAAUAAUGACAACCUCCUCAGAGAGGGGGCGUCACAGUCAUUUGCCCAGUACAACAUGGAUCAGUUUACUCCUGCCAAAAUCGAGGGAUAUGAAGAACCGGUCCUGAUCACAGAGCAUGGUGACUUGGGUCAGGGACGUUUCUUGGAUCCCCGUAACCGUUUAUCGUUUCGCUUCGAUCACUUGAGGAAAGAGGUCAGCGACGUUCAGCCAUACGACGGAGAGGGGGCUCUGAGAAGCUGGAGAGAUGCUUGCGAUACUGCUCUUAGUGCCUACGUCAAAGAGCACUACCUUACAGGAGUCUGCACGGUGUAUGAGAAAACAGUUGAUGGUCAGCAGACAAUUAUAGCCUGCAUCGAGGGACAUCAGUUUCAACCCAAAAACUUCUGGAAUGGUCGCUGCAGGUCAGAGUGGAAGCUGACUCUGGGUCAGUCCACAGCUCAUGUGGUUGGAGUUUUGAAAAUCCAGGUGCAUUAUUAUGAAGAUGGGAACGUCCAGCUGGUCAGCCAUAAGGAGGUUGAAAACUCAGUACCUGUGACUAGUGAAAGCCAAACUGCGAAGGAAUUUAUUGACAUAAUUAGGACAGCAGAAAACGAAUACCAGACUGCAAUCAUUGAAAACUACCAGACCAUGUCUGACACGACAUUCAAGGCCCUGCGUCGCCAGCUGCCUGUCACACGCACCAAGAUCGACUGGAAUAAGAUCUUAAGCUACAAAAUUGGCAAGGAAAUGCAGAAUGUCUAGAAGAGGGUCAGGUAAUGACCCUCUGGAUGAUGCACACUCCUGUGGGCCCACAACCCAUCUAUAUAUGCGCAAGGACUAACCAAAGCAUAACUAUAUUAAUGCGGGGGAAGUAAGUAAAAUAAAAAUGUAACUCAAUGUUUGCAGACAGUUGGGCACAAAUAUGUCUGGAGGAAGGUGUAGGUAUUACAAAAAUAACAAUAAAGAUCAUGGUUUGGAGAACGGUGUUACUUUUUUGUUUUAUCUGCGUUCGGACUGUGCAGGGCUGUGCUCAGGACCGCUUCGUAAAAAAAAAAACCUGUUCUCUGUUUAAGGAAGCGCAGAACUCCAUAGCUUCAGGUUCCAAAAUUCUGAUAUUCGUCUUUGUGAAACUAAUCCUGAGCUGCGUUCAGAGUUACUGCUCUCUGCACACACGGCACAAAGCAGCUGCUGACGAAAUUCAAGCACACAAUCUCAUAUCAGGGUUUGACUUUCCUAGAACAUAAAUUUUCUGAAAGGUUGUUUUCCUUGUCAUUUGUUUACCUUGCAUGAUUGGACUGAAAAUCAACUUCACUAGUGGAAUUGUUAUAUGGUCAGAGAAGGAAAUUGUUAGGUCGCUUUUCAACAGAAACGUUGGAACAGAAAGACGGUUAUAGUAUUGCUUCUCUGUAAUACAUAAUCCAAAUGAAAUUCAUAGCAUUUAAAUGCAGCACAAAGCCUGUCACAGCCCUGUUGUACAAGUGCGCCGACAGCUGUAUGUUUUUCUGUCAGGUUUGAGGGAAUGUUCUCUUGUUUUCUCUGUUGGGCUCCACUAAUGCAUUAUCUCUCCGUUCAUGCAAGUUGUGACGACAGAAAUGAGAUAAAGCCACCUCUGCUCUGCUGCAUCCACUAUACAUCCUCUGUUCUCUCUUUUUGCUAUCAACUUUGCUGUAAAUCGUUUUCCUUUUUUUAACGAAGGAAAGCGUCGUCAUAUUAACCAAAAUUUAUUUGCCAAAAUCUCUUUCCUAUGGUAAAGAACUCCAUCUUCCUGCUCGUGUGUGUAAAAUUUCUAUUUUAAUAUGCUGUCUUUUUGUUGGAGUCUUAGUACAUUGCACUCAUUGUUCUGACUGUGUAUAAGUCGAUGCCAAGUGAAUGCAAAGCAGUCGCUAUAUGGCAAGAUGAUAUACUCUAAAUGUAGCAUGACUCCUAUCAGGCAACAUCAUUCUCUGUUCUACAUGUCUUAUGAGUUGGCUGACACCCGAUCAGUUACUUGUUACCUAUGCUAUGUGCUGUGUUCAAACAUCAAUAUACAGUAUAAUACAACUGUGUGCCGAUCAGUUACAAAGUUAAAGACUGUACUGCCCCAUCCUGUUCAAAUAAACUGACUUACAAUCCA
This is a messenger RNA of Xiphophorus couchianus (Monterrey platyfish), 2316 nucleotides long. It is a transcript of the gene capza1b, whose product is annotated as capping actin protein of muscle Z-line subunit alpha 1b. The record is from RefSeq and is a predicted model, not a curated record. Gene Ontology annotation, molecular function: actin filament binding. Gene Ontology annotation, cellular component: cortical cytoskeleton; F-actin capping protein complex. The coding region runs from base 105 to 965 and encodes 286 amino acids. The transcript is spliced from 10 exons. Lineage: Eukaryota; Metazoa; Chordata; Actinopteri; Cyprinodontiformes; Poeciliidae. Gene Ontology annotation, biological process: actin cytoskeleton organization; barbed-end actin filament capping.